Esox lucius (northern pike) is the source of this 2488-nucleotide messenger RNA. RefSeq names its product polymerase (DNA directed), mu (gene polm). Lineage: Eukaryota; Metazoa; Chordata; Actinopteri; Esociformes; Esocidae. The record is from RefSeq and is a predicted model, not a curated record. The coding region runs from base 145 to 1740 and encodes 531 amino acids. The transcript has 11 exons. Gene Ontology annotation, biological process: double-strand break repair via nonhomologous end joining. Gene Ontology annotation, molecular function: DNA-directed DNA polymerase activity; DNA binding. Gene Ontology annotation, cellular component: nucleus.
CUGCAAAGCGCACCGCUACCUGACUUUGUAGAAUGAUGAUGUUGUGCUAGCAAAUCAACUGGAUCGUUUUGAUUAUAAACCUUUGUUGCUGUAUAUAUUCUAUUAUAUAUUUUUGUACACAGUUAAUUGAGUCUGUUCUUAGGUAUGAUUCCUUUAAAGCGACGGAAAGUGAUAUCUUCUGUCAUAAGGAACAGCAGCGGUGACAGCAAGUUCCCCGGGGUAGUCAUCUUCCUCCUGGGGAGAAAGAUGGGAGCGAGCCGGAGAGCCUUCCUCUCUCGGCUCGGCCGGGGAAAAGGAUUCAACAUACAAGACUCCUUCAGCCAAUCCAUCACUCACCUUAUUUCCGAGAAUAAUUCUUGGAAGGAGGUCUGGACCUGGCUGGACUCCCAGACUGGGGGACAAGGAAGAGAAGAAGGGGAAUGCCGGACAGCUGGACCUAGUUCAGUCCACCUCCUGGACAUAAUGUGGUACACUGAGAGCAUGCAGGUCAGCCGCCCAGUGGCCAUACUGGACCGACACAAACUUCAGGAGAGAGAUGAGCCUGGCACAGAGCUGGCGGUCGUGUCGUUACCCAGCUAUGCCUGUCAGAGACACACCCCUCUACUACACCACAACACAGUGCUGAUUGAUGCGUUGUCCAUUCUGGCUGAGAAUGCUGAGCUCAGUGAAAACGAGGGACGGGGCGUGGCUUUCCGGAGGGCGGGGGCCUUGCUGAAGUCUCUCCCACAGGAGAUCAGAAGAGUGGAGCAACUACGAGGACAGCCCUGUCUGGGGGAUCACUCACUCAGGGUUAUCAAGGAGGUUCUGGAAGAUGGUGUAUGUUGUGAAGUGGAGACCACAAAGGAGUCUAGACAGUUCAAGGCCAUGAAGGCCCUGACGGGAAUUUUUGGUGUGGGCGCGAAGACAGCCGACCGUUGGUUCAGGGAGGGGAUACACACGCCCUCUGACCUGCAAAGAUCAGGACACAACCUCAACAGAGCACAACGAGCAGGUGUGCAGUAUUAUGAUGACUUAAACCAGCCUGUUAGAAAAGCAGAGGCUGAUGCCAUUGGUCUGAUUGUGGAGAAGGCAGUCAGUGAGGUGCUCCCGGGGGCAAAGAUCACUCUUAUCGGAGGAUUCAGGAGAGGUAAAGAGACAGGUCAUGAUGUGGACUUCCUGAUAACUCACCCAGAAGAGGGCAGAGAGGAGGGGCUCAUGGCUAAGGUGGUCUCCUGGCUGGAAGCACAGGGCUUCCUGUUGUACCAUAAGACCACCAGGAAUUCUUAUCUAGAGAGCAAAGAUGGUCCUGCACGGCCGCCUUCUAAUAUGGACCGCUUUGAAAGAUGUUUCUCCAUCUUUAGACUGAGCACAGAAAACGAAAGGAGAAUAACACAAACAAUUUCAGCCCAAAGCACUCUCCUACACUCACGAACAGAACCGUCUCCUCAGACAAAUGACCAAGCCCGGGAGGAGAGCUCGAUGUUGUCUCAGUGUUCGGGUUCCCGGUCCUGGAUGGCGGUGAGAGUGGACAUGGUGGUAUCUCCCUACAGCCAGUUUGCCUUUGCAUUGCUGGGCUGGACCGGAUCGAAGCUGUUUGAGAGAGAGCUGCGUCGCUGGGCUGUUCAUGAGAGGGCCAUGACUCUGAGCAGUCAUACUCUGUAUGACAGCACAAAGAGACAGUAUCUAAGGGCUAAUUCAGAGGAGGAGAUCUUUGCUCUCCUGGGUCUGGAAUACAUCCCUCCCUGCGGUAGGAAUGCCUGACUGCAUCAUUUGGACUGGAUUACCUUCCUACCUGCAUAUCAUUUUAAAUUCAUAUUUCAUUGAAUCUAUCCUAAAAGAUUACAUGAAUACUCAGGAUUUUGUAGUGUGCCAUAUCUGUAUGUGCAAAUGUAAAUGACUUGUAUUUAAUUAACUGCUACCUCUCGAUAGUGUUACUAUGUUCACAUCACACAUGUUAUAUCUUCUAUCUGGCCUUUUAUUCAUUGGUUCCAUUGGUGCCAGUCGUGAAAUCGUUUUAAAAUACGUGAAGUACUUUGCUUUUUCUGCACUACUUCAAAAAGCACUUAAAUUCUCUGAAUUAAAUUGAUAAAAAUGUGACCUUUAUAAUGUUGCCUUCAAGCUGUGUGUACAUCUGUGCUUUAUAUACGUGUGUGUGUGGGGGGGGGGGGUUGAAAUGGCAGCAGUGGCCUUAUUUGCACAGCAGCUGUACACACAACCAUCUAACUCAGCUUGAAAAACUUGUGGGAUGCAGUUUGAUGUUAGUCCAGAAGAGGGUGGAAGAGUUGGUAUUUAUUCAGUAGCGUAGUAGAAAUGAAUGUAUCAGUUUCCACACAGGAUCUUGCUUCUGUAUUUAACCCAUUUAUAUAUCAGGUGAACCCACAUGGAGUCGUGACCCCUGGUCAAAUGUCAUGGUACUUUUUACUCACAUAAAGUAACACACUGAAGGUGGUGUUAUUGUUAGUUGGUGAAACAUGUUGAAACAGCUCGAAAUAAAAAGUGACAUACUGUA